UGAUCAGGAUGUGAGGAGUCCUUUACAAUACUUUGGGCCCUGGUACAUAGUCUUUUCUUGUAGGUCUCCUGCAGGGUAGGGAGAUGUGCUCUGAUGGUGCGUUCGGCAGAUCGCACCACUCUCUGUAGGGCACUGCAGUCACGGGCUGUACAGUUCCCAUACCAAGUGAUGAUGCUACUUGUCAGGACACUCUCCACAGCUGAGGAGUAAAAGGCCUUCAAGAUGGGUUUUGAUACUUUGAACUUCCUCAGCUGACGUAGGAAGUACAGUCUUUGCCUUGAUUCCCUCAGUGUGCUGGGUGUUAACAGUCCAUGUUAGAUCAUCAGUGAAGUGUACUCCCAGCUGGCUGGUGAGGCUGCAGCAUAAAAAUGAUGACUGAUACACACAAGUUGAACAAGUGUGUGUGAACAAGAAGGACGGGAGCAAACAAACAAAAGAUCGGGAGGGAGAUACGGUGACAUGGCACUUUGGCCUCCUGCAUUUCACAGCGGAGGAGAGAGAUGCAAACACCAAUUAUAGCACGCCUCUGCCUCUUAUCUGUGCUAAGCUUUUCAUCAGGUAAUGCCAAAAACAUGUAUGACGCAGUACUCCAUAAGCAUGUCACUUUGAUCUGGAACGUAUCAACCGAGUUGGACGUCAAAAAUGAUGUUGUGAUCAUCCGGAGAAGUGAAGAUGUGGACAUUAUUCAUUUAGUCAAAGGAACACCAAAAGUAUUCCCAGCCUUCAACGGAAGAGUGCAGGUACUAACAGACGGUUUCCCUCGCGGGGUUGUUGCUCUGAAGAUGGACAACAUCAGCAUCCAGGACUCGGGAAAAUACAGAUGUUUAGUACACAAGCCUCUCAAUAAACGUCCGGAGCUGUAUCAUUUAAAAGUUAGAGCCCCCUGGGGCCCAGUGCGUAAGAGCAACGUGUCCAUGGGCGGCGGGGUGUACAGCCUGGUCUGUGAGACUGAAGGAUAUCCACUAGCUCAUGUCAUCUGGACAGAUGGACUAGGGCAGAACCUCACCGACCGGGCCAAGCUCACAACCAGCAUUAACUCAGACACGCGGUUUCACAUCAGCAGCCGCUUGAAUGUCAGCAUCUCCACCAGCGGCAACUACUCCUGCACAGUCACGGAAGACAGAGGAGUUUCUCAGCACAAAACUUUUGUAUUUCCAGACAAGGCCAAGUCAAGACAUCACUACUUCGUGCUGAGCCUGCUCAUACUAUGUGGACUGACGGUGGUUGUUUUAAUUGUGAAAUAUCAGCGCUCAUCUCCACAGCAGCUGCAAGCUCCAAGCCGCGGGGAAGUGUAUGGGAGCGGCACUAACGCCACCGUGCGUGAUCCUGUUGAUUUGGAUUUGAAUGUGGUUCACAGCGCCCAGAAGUAGCAGUUAUAUAGCUUUAAAGGUCAGAGUUUCCAGAAGUUUGUUUUCCCUCUGGCUUGGAUCAUGACUGACAGCUCACUGGCUUGUAAAUUCACACAGGGUCAGGGGUCAGCAAUUAUUUUCCCCAUAAGGUCAUAGAUCAAGCUGCAGGCCACACAUGUUGAAUGUUACACUAUUUACAAGUCAAUACCACAAAAGUGCUUGAAUGGGCUUUGCACUGCACAUUGGUACCGGAAGCACACACAGAUACAUAAACACACACACACUACAAUUCCUUAAACAGCACCAGUCUGGUUGCUUAUCUGAUGUCAGUCCAGAGUGUAUGUGUGUGUGUGUGUGCGUGUGCAUUGCUGUUACUAAACCACACCAUGGGCCCUAUCAUGACAGUCUAAAGUGCAUGGUCAAAAAUGUAUUCAAAUUCCGUAGGAUGUCCAGUGGGUGUGUUUUAGGGCGUAACAUCAUUUAAACCAAUGAAUAUGACCAAAUAUGACCAAAACCAAUCUGUCAUUCCCUUUAACAGUGCAAAGCGCCAGAAGUAGCGGUCAUAUAGCUUUAAAGGUCAGAGUUUUUUUCCUUCUGGAUUUUUUUCCCCAGAAGUGUUUUUUUCCUCUGGCUUGGAUCAUGACUGACGGCUCACUGGCUUAUAUCUCGUGACAGUGCGUCUUCAGCUGUGCUCCAUACACCUCAUUGGGAGAUGUAUUUCAUA
Messenger RNA from Alosa sapidissima (American shad), 2073 nucleotides. RefSeq names its product programmed cell death 1 ligand 1-like. The transcript has 7 exons. NCBI's taxonomy places the organism in Eukaryota, Metazoa, Chordata, Actinopteri, Clupeiformes, Clupeidae. The record is from RefSeq and is a predicted model, not a curated record. The coding region runs from base 501 to 1370 and encodes 289 amino acids. Gene Ontology annotation, cellular component: external side of plasma membrane. Gene Ontology annotation, biological process: cell surface receptor signaling pathway; immune response; cellular response to lipopolysaccharide.